Molecule: messenger RNA, 1590 nt
Organism: Sungouiella intermedia
Lineage: Eukaryota; Fungi; Ascomycota; Pichiomycetes; Serinales; Metschnikowiaceae
Source: the annotation of a GenBank genome assembly
AUGUCCGAGCCCCCUCAGUCCAGCAGGAAAUCGUCCUCCGGGUCGGCCAGCACCGUCCGCCCGGCCGCCGCAUUCAACUACGACACGGAUGUGUUCGUUCAGUUUCAACGCUACAUCUUAGAGAAAAACGUCCAUGGCCUAGCGCUUUUGGCCCGCCAGAAGGGUGUGCCGCCGUUUUUGCGCUUCAAAGUAUGGCCCAUCUUGCUCAAGCACCAUCCUUUUGUGGUAAAUCCGUUCAUCCAGCCGGAUUCUAUCGAUAAGGAGAAGCAGGCCUCGGAAUCCGACUCGGACGACCAUGAGCUGCUCCUCCAGCGCCGAAUCCGCAAAGACUUGCGCAGAUAUAUGCAUCGUAUUGCCUACUCAUCUGCUGAGGAGCCGUUUUCCCAGACUGAACUGCAUGUUUUUGACAUUUUGGAGAGCGCCGUGCUCAAAUUCGUCACCAAAUGGGGAAAGAUCAUUAAGUACGACCUGGCGCUCACAUGGAUCGCGUUGGGACUUGCAGAAUGGUUCCCACCGAUCCCCAACACCCUGUGGGUGCUCCUUGGCCGCGAGGUGUCGUCCAGCUCCCACACUUGCAUUGGUUCGGUCUUUGAAGACUACGAAUCUUACAUCGACUCGGUACCUGACUUGCGUAGCUUUUUGGAUGACAUGGUAGAAGACAACCAGAUCUCUACCAUGAAAUUCCACGAAGUGUUUGAGCGGCUCACGCUAGUGCUCUUGCACUCGCCAGAAAUGGCCAAUAAGCGUGAAAAGACUGGCAAGGUCAAGAUCAACAAGUCCACUCUUCCAACGAAUGGAGGUACCAUCGAAGAGCGCGUGUCAUUUUUCAUCUACGUGUUUCAGCGCCUCUUGCCUGAGCUUUCGCUGUACUUCCAAGAGGAACUGAUUCUCAACAAGUUUGGGCUGCACGACGACGAGUGGUUGAUCUGGUGGCUCAAGUAUUGUGGCUCAAAAGUGUGGUCUCGUGUAGAUAGAGGCCGUGUUUGGGAUCUUUUAAUUGGCUGGCGCUUGCAGAAGCGCAAGUUGGAGGGCAACGACACUUACUACUCGGAGAAACUCAAUCUUGAAGGUGGUCUUCUUGAGAAAUUGGGACCUGAUGCCUUCUGGUCCGUGAACUAUGAAGACGACCUGCGUACCGAGCUCAAUAAGGAUGACUCGUUCAAAGACUUGAUCAACGACUUGCAUGUCAAUACCCCGUCGCUGUCUUCGUCCGCAGAAAACCUGCUAACAUUCUCGUCUUCGCUGGUAACAUCAGAGUCAAGCGGGGAGAUAUUCAAGAAGGUUAUACCUUUUUCGAAAAUCGAUCCUCAUAUCGAGUUAUUGUUUGUGUCUCUUGCUCUAUUGAAGGCCAAAGAGAAUACCUUGGUAGAGUUAGACCAGCAUGAGAUCCGGACGUUUCUCUCCCGUCUUCCUGCGAAGUCUUACAAUCUAAGUGACAAGUAUAAGCAGUACCAGGAGCAGAAGGAUAAGGAGAAGGGCGCUGUAAGCACUGAGUAUGUGUUCAAGUACGACUACAUGGAUAGUAUCAUCUACGAGGCAGGCGAACUUUGGAGAAAGUGGCUAUGGUUUGAGAUGAACGGAGAGAACUAG